This is a messenger RNA of Verticillium alfalfae VaMs.102, 915 nucleotides long. Its product is annotated as mitochondrial 2-oxodicarboxylate carrier 1. NCBI's taxonomy places the organism in Eukaryota, Fungi, Ascomycota, Sordariomycetes, Glomerellales, Plectosphaerellaceae. The transcript has 6 exons. The record is from RefSeq and is a predicted model, not a curated record. Gene Ontology annotation, biological process: transmembrane transport. Bases 1 to 915 code for a protein of 304 amino acids.
AUGUCGCAGGAAACGCCCCUCCCCUUCGUCUACCAGUUCGCCGCAGGCGCCAUUGCUGGCGUCUCGGAGAUUCUGAUGAUGUACCCUCUUGACGUUGUCAAGACGAGAGUCCAGCUUCAGACCGGCGUGCCCACCGCUGGCGCUGACCACUACAAUGGCAUGGUCGACUGCUUCCGCAAGAUCGUGCGCAACGAGGGCUUCUCUCGCCUCUACCGCGGCAUCUCGGCUCCUAUCCUCAUGGAGGCUCCUAAGCGUGCGACCAAGUUCGCCGCCAACGACGAGUGGGGCAAGGUUUACCGCAAGGCGUUCGGCGCCGAGAAGAUGAACCAGUCGCUCUCCAUCCUCACGGGUGCCUCCGCCGGUGCUACCGAAGCCGUCGUCGUCGUUCCCUUCGAGCUCAUCAAGAUCCGCAUGCAGGACAAGGCCUCAGCCGGCAAGUAUACGGGCAUGCUCGACUGCGUCUCCAAGACGGUCCGCGCCGAGGGCAUCCUGGCCCUCUACAACGGUCUCGAGAGCACCAUGUGGCGCCACGUCCUCUGGAACGCCGGCUACUUCGGCUGCAUCUUCCAGGUGCGCCAGCUCCUCCCCGCCGCCGAGACGCAGAGCUCAAAGGUCAGGAACGACCUGCUGUCCGGCGCCGUCGGCGGUACCGUCGGCACCAUCCUCAACACGCCCAUGGACGUUGUCAAGUCCCGCAUCCAGAACAGCCCCAAGGUCCCCGGCCAGGUGCCCAAGUACAACUGGGCGUGGCCCGCCGUCGCCACUGUCGCCAAGGAGGAGGGUUUCGGCGCCCUGUACAAGGGUUUCCUGCCCAAGGUCCUCCGGUUGGGACCUGGUGGUGGUAUCCUCCUCGUCGUCUUCACGGGCGUCAUGGACUUCUUCCGCGAGAUGAAGCAGCCUAAGCCCCUGAAAUAG